Molecule: messenger RNA, 2721 nt
Organism: Dipodomys spectabilis (banner-tailed kangaroo rat)
Lineage: Eukaryota; Metazoa; Chordata; Mammalia; Rodentia; Heteromyidae
Gene: Smad1
Product: SMAD family member 1
Exons: 6
Coding region: 144-1541 (465 amino acids)
Biological process (GO): SMAD protein signal transduction; regulation of transcription by RNA polymerase II; BMP signaling pathway
Cellular component (GO): heteromeric SMAD protein complex
Molecular function (GO): RNA polymerase II cis-regulatory region sequence-specific DNA binding; I-SMAD binding; DNA-binding transcription factor activity, RNA polymerase II-specific
Source: RefSeq, a predicted model, not a curated record
GAAUGGUCAUUUCUACUUUCAGGUCUGCAGACUGAGUCUCUGGAGAGGAUCCUAUGUAAAGGAACUUGACUUUCUUCUGGGGACAUUUGCUCUGGAGCCCCUGAUUUCACCAGAUCUGAGGAGAUACAACUAGUGCACUCACUAUGAAUGUGACAAGUUUGUUUUCCUUCACCAGUCCGGCUGUGAAGAGACUUCUUGGGUGGAAGCAGGGUGAUGAAGAAGAAAAAUGGGCCGAGAAAGCUGUGGAUGCGUUGGUGAAAAAACUGAAGAAAAAGAAGGGGGCCAUGGAGGAAUUGGAAAAGGCCCUCAGCUGCCCAGGGCAGCCCAGUAACUGCGUGACCAUCCCCCGCUCUCUGGACGGCCGGCUGCAGGUCUCCCACAGGAAGGGCUUGCCCCAUGUCAUCUACUGCCGCGUGUGGCGCUGGCCCGACCUCCAGAGCCACCACGAACUCAAGCCGCUGGAGUGCUGUGAGUUUCCUUUUGGCUCCAAGCAGAAGGAGGUCUGCAUCAACCCCUACCACUACAAGCGGGUAGAAAGCCCGGUUCUUCCUCCAGUGCUGGUUCCAAGACACAGUGAAUACAAUCCACAGCAUAGCCUCCUUGCUCAGUUCCGUAACCUGGGGCAGAAUGAGCCACACAUGCCACUCAACGCCACUUUUCCGGAUUCUUUCCAGCAACCCAACAGCCACCCGUUUCCUCAUUCUCCCAAUAGCAGUUACCCAAACUCUCCUGGGAGCAGCAGCAGUACCUACCCUCACUCUCCCACCAGCUCAGACCCGGGCAGCCCGUUCCAGAUGCCAGCUGAUACCCCUCCACCUGCUUACCUGCCCCCCGAAGACCCUAUGACACAAGAUGUCUCUCAGCCAAUGGACACAAAUAUGAUGGCCCCUUCACUGACUUCAGAAAUCAACAGAGGAGAUGUUCAGGCAGUUGCUUAUGAGGAACCAAAACACUGGUGCUCUAUUGUCUACUAUGAGCUCAACAAUCGUGUGGGUGAAGCGUUCCAUGCCUCCUCCACAAGUGUGUUGGUGGAUGGUUUCACCGAUCCUUCCAACAAUAAGAACCGCUUCUGCCUUGGGCUCCUCUCCAACAUUAACCGGAAUUCCACGAUUGAAAACACCAGGCGGCAUAUUGGAAAAGGAGUUCAUCUUUAUUAUGUCGGAGGGGAGGUUUAUGCUGAAUGCCUGAGUGACAGUAGCAUCUUUGUGCAAAGUCGGAACUGCAACUACCAUCAUGGAUUUCAUCCCACUACUGUCUGCAAGAUUCCUAGUGGGUGUAGUUUGAAAAUUUUUAACAACCAAGAAUUUGCUCAGUUAUUGGCACAGUCUGUGAACCAUGGUUUUGAGACAGUCUUCGAGCUCACAAAAAUGUGCACUAUACGCAUGAGCUUUGUGAAGGGCUGGGGAGCAGAGUACCACCGCCAAGAUGUCACAAGUACCCCCUGCUGGAUUGAGAUACAUCUGCAUGGCCCCCUCCAGUGGCUGGAUAAAGUUCUUACCCAGAUGGGUUCACCUCAUAAUCCCAUUUCAUCUGUGUCUUAAGUGGCCUCAGGCUUCUGCCUCUGGAAAACUAUUGAGCCUUGCAUGUACUUGAAGGAUGAAUGAGUCAGACCUGAGGGAGAACUGACAAAGGAGCCUUGGUAAUACUUGACCUCUGUGACCAACUGUUGGAUUCAGAAAUUUAAACCUUGGUAACAUGCUGUUGAUAGCAAGAACCUGUUUAGUUUACAUUGUGACAUUCUGUUGUAAAGUCACCUAAAGUGCAGACUUUUAGCAGGACUUUUGUGUAUAGUUAAAGAAGAGAUGGCCAAGCCAGGGACGCUUUAUCUGUUAGAAAACAGUCCUAAGAGAUUCUUUUGUGUUUGGCACUUUAUGGUCAUCGCUCGACAAGUUUAACAUUAACGGCUAGUCUCUCUGAAGUGUGUUUUUAUCAGGUUCUGAGCCCAUGUUGGAUCUUCUUUCCAUGGGUUUUCAUAAUACUUUAAAACUGUUUAGCUAUGGUUUUGUUUAUUUUUUUAAGUAAAGGUUAAUCUUUAUGAUAUACAUAGUAAUCUUUCUACAAUUGUAUGCUGACCAUACUGCUGUCAGAAUAAUGCUAGGCAUAUGCUCUUUGCUAAAUAUAUAUGUACAGAAUAUUUGGAAGUUAAAAAUGGAAUAGACUAGUAAAAAUAGAAGUAUUUGCGCAGGGGGUGGGGGUGAGGGAAAUGACAGUUGCAAAUGUAGAAUAUACUGUAAAUUCAGUUUGUUGCCUUAAACGAACUGGUUAUCUGAAUUUUGCUGUGUUCGGUUUUUUAGAGAUUUUUAUCUUUUUUUUUAAUCCCUUCCUCUCCACAAAGCAGUUAUGCAGUUGGUUAAUUCCUGUAAUUGUGAGAGCAAAUGAAUAAUUCCAGCUAUUCUCAAAUUGGCUGCCUAUAUGUUUCAAUACCAAGUGUAUUGAGUGCUUGGAUUUAAUAAGCAGUUUGUAUGGAGUUUACAGUUCAGAAACAGGCUUUAAUUUUCAAAUGAAUUGUUUGCCAAACCUAAUAACUCCAAUAAAUAUUUGGAGGAUCUAAAGAAUAUCCCUGUUUAAAUCCAUUUCAAACUUUUUUAAUUUUUUUGUACUGUUUGGUUUUAUUUUUCUUCUGUUAAUCUUUUAUAUUCACCUAGGCUCUCAUACAUUUUAUUCCAAAACUAGUGGGGUUUGUCUACUGGAAAUUUUAAAUAAAUCUGUCAUUAUUGCUUA